Molecule: messenger RNA, 3671 nt
Organism: Blastomyces dermatitidis ER-3
Lineage: Eukaryota; Fungi; Ascomycota; Eurotiomycetes; Onygenales; Ajellomycetaceae
Product: cytochrome c
Exons: 5
Coding region: 1011-1337 (108 amino acids)
Biological process (GO): mitochondrial electron transport, cytochrome c to oxygen; mitochondrial electron transport, ubiquinol to cytochrome c
Cellular component (GO): mitochondrial intermembrane space
Molecular function (GO): heme binding; electron transfer activity
Source: RefSeq, a predicted model, not a curated record
CGAUAGCUCUCUUUUUUAUUUAAGCUCCCAGUGGAGUUGGGGUAUGGAGAUAGAGAGAGAGAUAUUACUGAGUAGCUUGGACUGUGGUGAUAUUGUUUUCUAUCAAAAGAGGCUGGAAGAACUACCAACAUCAAACGGGGGAUUGGCUUUGGCUAUAUGUCACAACCAAUUUCUCGAAGGAUGGAUAUUGCACCUAUCAAAACGCCUGCAGCAUAACCAUGGAUAACCUUCGGAUGACUAACAGUGAUCGGUGCGCGGAUGGCAAAGAAAGAAUAAUAGAGGGUUUCGUAGAUAUUGAUUGAUAUUGAAUUGAAGUGGGCUAUCUUUCACUCGAUAUCUCACAGACAAGAUCCCCAAGACCUCACUUUGACUCUGAUGAGUAUAGUAUUUGCUCCCUUAAAUGGCGAUACUCACUUGGAUAUCCUUUUGAGCGGCAGUCGACCGUGAUCAAUCAUAUCGACUCCGUUCUUUCAAGCAACAACAACUCAACUUGCGAUGGAGCAGAUAAUUUCGCUGAUGUCAUCUUUUCCCACCAUACCCGUCUUGGCACGCCAAGCAUAUGUCACGUGAAAUCCACGUGGUGAGAUGACUAAACCUCCGAGAUCCCCCGAUGACCCGGAUAACACGGAAGCUGAUUGGCCAAUCAGCGCUGCUGACCAAUCACAGAUCGGGGAAAAGCGAUUGGGGAUCCUGUUUGCGGUUUAGUGCGUCAUCGCCAAGCCUGCGACCAGUUUGCGCCUCAAAAUUGGUGGAACUUGUCGAAUCUUGCACCCAAAAGGGACGGGGCGGGAAAAAAAAAAAAUCUAUCUUCAACUCCCGGGUUUCCGUACUUCUUUUUUCCUCUCUGUCUCUCUCUCUUUUUUUUCUCUCUCCUUAUACCAACAACCAUAUCACCCCCAAUUGAUCAGGACUCCCUCCCUCUCUCUCUCUCUCUCUCUCUCUCUCUCUCUGUACAUUAUCUCCUUUCGUGUAUUAUUAGCAUAGACCCUGUUCUUUUCACCACAUUCACAAUGAGCUUCUCUCCAGGUGACGCCGCUAAGGGUGCUGGUCUCUUCAAGACUCGCUGCGCUCAAUGCCACACCCUCGAAGAAGGUGGUGCCAACAAGAUCGGUCCCAACUUGCACGGACUUUUUGGCCGCAAGAGUGGCCAGGUUGAGGGAUACGCCUACACCGAUGCCAACAAACAGAAAGGCGUUGUAUGGGAUGAGAACACUCUGUUCGCCUACCUCGAAAACCCCAAGAAGUAUAUUCCCGGUACCAAGAUGGCCUUUGGUGGUCUCAAGAAGGCCAAGGACCGCAACGACCUGAUCACCUACAUGAAAAACGAGACCAAAUAAAGAAAUCCAUAGCUCUCGCCCUCGAUUAAUGCCCCUCCCUCUACCUCUUCUCCUCCGCCCUAUCCUUACCUAAAAGAAUACCUUUUCCCUGACGACCUCCCAAAAACACACCCAUUUGUACAUUUUAUAGAGACCUUUUUUCCUCAAUACAGUUAGCGUUUUCCCCGCCAACUCAUGAAAAACACCCACCCCUCUCCAUCUCAUAAACUAGUGCAGCCCAGCCUUGUCCAGUCCAGCCCUUUGAAGCUCAGCUCAAAAGAGAAGUAAAAAAUACCCCUCUGUGUUUUUCAUGAGACGCAGUUUGAUUUUCUAAGUGAAAAUUGUGGGAGAUUUUGUGGAGGGCCUCUGAAAUUUUUUUGUCCCUCUCUCAAGAGGUGACUGGCUGGCUGACUUGGCUGGCUGACUUUCCUUUACUUCAAAAAGACUUGUAAUAAUACAACAACUGUUUCUCUCUCUCUUUUUUUUUUUUUUUUUUUUUUUUUUUUUUUUUUUUUUUUUUUCUGCUGUUAUUUUUCUUCUUAAGGACUGCAUAGAUUUGUUCUUGCAUGUUGGCCCCUUUGGACCUGAUAAGAUGCUCGUUAAGGCACUUGACUGAACGGAAUAUCUCCUAUCCUUGUUAUAAAUCUUAUUAUUAGUCGUCUUAGACAAAUGUUUUAUGCGGAUAGUUUCAUUCUCCAGUAUCUCUCUUCUCCUGACUGGUCAUAUUAUAUGUGUCUGCGUCGGUGGUGGUGGUGCUUGCUUUUCUCUUAGGGUGUGGGUUGAGCCAAAUACUCCAUCUACGGGUCUUAUACACAUACAUACAGACUGAUUUUGAUUUUACCAUUAAGAAAGGAUAUAGUUAUAAUUGGGGGAAAUUUUGCUGCGUUUCUUCUACAUGACGCUCCAAAUCUUCCCGUCUCUCUUCUUUCCGAACCUUCUUUCCUCCUUCUCCCGUCUCCCUCCUUGACCCGCUAUGAUUCCUAACUUGACUCGACCGACUCGUUUGAUUCCGACGCUACGACGCUAGGCUUCACCGAAUAUGCUGUGAGUUGUGAGUGCCUGUGGAUAUGCAUAUUUAUUACACCGCACAUGUGAGUAUUGUGAUAAAAGAUUGAUAGUUAAAUGAAUCGAUGAUGUCAUAUGGCAUUGAGUGGCAUCGCGCGAGCAGUAAGUAUGCUAUGCGCGAUCAUUCAUACGCUCACGUUUACGGCGCACGAUUGCGCCGGUUAUACAUCUUUCUUCCUUUGUGUGUGUGGGGGGGAUACGGCCAUUCUUUGUCAUGUUAUGCUACAAGUAUGUUAUGCUAUACUACGCCGUGCUGCUGAAAGGAAGAAAGGGGGGACGUUGCUCGUGCCCUCCCUGUGUUUACCUCUGCGAAGCCCAUGGUUUUGAUCCAGAGGUCUGUAAUUGAUUGAGGAAAUUGGGCGGUUUGAUAUCAGAUCGCAAUGUAUGUAUGCCAAAUGGACACAGAAGUUGUGGGAGUUUCGUAUAGCCGAUACGGCGAAAAGCUUCAUGCAUGGAGAAUAUUGUGCACAAGUAGAAGCGCGAAUUUCGCUGCGGCAGGAUCCGAUUGCUUUGUCCUAUGCAAGUUCUUACCUUGCUUGCUAAGGGGUUUUCGAAUUAGAGUACGAGUUAUCAAGAUCUGGAAAUGAUCGAAAAAGUCAUAGAUGGAUAAGGCAUCCGUCUUUCCCUUUGUCGAUUACCUCCCGGAAUGGGGAGGUAGCGAUGCCGGUACAAGAGACGGCGGAAAGGGAUUUCAUCGACUGCACAGCCGUCUUCCCAGGGAGGACUGUUUGCCAUUGGAAGCAAAACGUGGAAGCACUGAUCUGGUCCCUGUCAUACUUUAAUGUAAGUGAUUGCGCUGUGUACGUACUCUCAUGACUUCCACAAAGCAGGAAGCUUGCCUGGACAUUCAAGAAUAGGACAAUAUCCAGAGUCGGACAUGCAACCCAAUUUUGAUAUUGAGUUGGAAUAGAGGGCUUGCUACAUGCCACCUAAAACGAGUCGCGGGCUUGAAGUUGGUUCUGGGAAGAAUACCAUGAGAUAUAUGCAGUUUCACGAACCGCAAAGGGAAACUCGACUAGAUCUCGAUGUCUAUCCACUAUAGAUUUGAUGCAGCACAAGAUCUACAGCCCAGAUACCACAAAAUAGAGAGGGCGGUUGCAAAAGCCGAUGAACUAGUUGGAUUUGAUUGAGAUAUCGGGGGCAAGAUGGAACGUUUUAUUACAGCAUUGGCCAUGCGCCGCGAUUCCAUGGCCUUUACAUUUCGAACGUCACGCGUCCCGAAAGCGAGUUGCUUGGCUACAGGCGGACUUUUAUUGACACAUAAAUAUAUGUAUAUAUAUAUAUAUGUAU